GAUCUAGAAAGGAGAAAAGAAGAACUUGAAGAACUUCAUUUAUUAGAGGCAUGUUAUCCUGAAGCAGAGAAAUUAAAACGAGAAAAUAGAUUGCUUUCUCGGUGGAAUCACUACAUUCAAUGUGAUGGGAGUCCUGAUCCUUUAGUUCCCCAAGAAAUGAAUACUUUCAUUAGUUUGUGGAAAGAGGAAACAAAUGAAACGUUUGAGGAAGUGAUUGAGAAGAGUAAACUAGUGCUAAAUUUAAUUGAGAAAUUGAAAUUAAUUUUGUUGGAAACUCCACCAUAUGAUUUGCAAGAUAAAAAAGUAAAACAGUACCAAGGAUCAAUUCAAGAGCUGCAGGAGCUCCUUCAUUUUAAGUUUAAUGUAGCCACAGAAUUACUCCUCAGACAAGCUAGUACUUUGGCAGACCUGGACAGUGGAAAUAUGGAAAAAAUUAUUCAACAUGAAAAUAUUACUCUAUAUUUGUGGGCAAACCUCAAGAAGAAUCCAAGCAUCAAAAAUUAUAAAGACUAUACCAAUGUGGAAAAUGGAUAUAACAUAAUAAUAAAACCUAAAACUAUAAAGAUCAUGGAAGAAGAAGUAGGGACAGUGCUAAAAAAACUUGCUAGUGCUGUUGCAGAAUCUGAAGCCAUAAAAUCUGAAGUGGAGAUGAAAUUAUUAAGUGAAACAGUUUCAGCAGCACAAUUGUUGCUGAUAGAGAAUGCUUAUGAAAAGCCAGAAUUUUUUGAAGCAUAUGAGGUUGAUUUAUUUCAAUUCACAACUCUGGGUGGAGUGUACCACUUGGAUAUUUUGGAGCUUCCCCCACAGUGUAAACCGGUGAAUGGCUGGAUGAUUGUGGAAAUACUCAAAGAAGGAUUACAGAAAUAUGUAUAUCCUCCGGAAACUACUGAAGAUUUUGAAAUAGAAAAUGCUUUUCCACCUAUAGAGGUCACGCUUCAGGUUCAUGAAAAUGUAAUAUUUUUUGAGGAUCCUAUGGUUGCAAGGUGGGACCAUGAAGGUAAACAUUGGAGAACAGAUGGUAUCAGCCAUGUAAUUUAUAAUUCAGAAGACAAACUUGUAACGUUCAACCUGGAAACUUUUGGUCCUGUCACCUUGAUUCAAGAUGCUCAUAUUAACAUGCCUUACCAGUCAUGGGAACUAAGACCACUUGCAGUGAAUAAAGUACUUUUGACUGUGACUACAGUGUUUACUGAGCUUCAAAUUCAAAUUAAGGAAAACCUCUGCAUGUUAGCUUCAAUCAAACUAAAAAACAAAGAGCACGAGUCUAUUUUGAAAGGAAGAUGGAUGCCUCCUAUUCCUUUCAUUAUUGCAUUGAAAGAAGUUGGAUUGAAUAUCUUCCCUACUGGACACUCUCAUUUUUAUGUUUUAAUAAACAAUAAGGCUGCUUUGGUAGAAUUAAAAGCUUAUCGACAAAUGGCCCUGCUAAGUUCUGCUUUUGCGUUUAGUUGGAGCAAGUGGAAUAUAAGUUGUGGUUCUAGCAAAGUUGUUUUUCAGGUAAAGGAACACCUUAACCAAGAACUUGAUACUGAAUAUCCUGAUUGGGCCCUUUUAAUGUUUAGUGGUGACAGAGCACAAAGACUGAAGAUCAGUGAAUACAGUGAGACAUUCUCUGAAGCACUUCAAGAGGAAACCGAGUUUCACUCGACUCUCUAUCACAUGGUUAAGGACUUUGCUUCUGGAGACGCGAUAGAGAAAAUUAGAAGUUCCAAUUGCCAGUUUGUUGAUUGUGUAUGCCAGAUGCUACUUUCUACUAGAUUACUCAGCUAUUCUUAAUCCCCACGGAUAAAUCUGAAGAAUCAAGCAAUUUGAAAAAAAAAAAAAUCAGGUGUUUCUUCGAUAAAGUAUAACAAGUGAAUAUAUUUCAAAUAGCUAUUGAAAUUAUCUAAUCCGCAUUUUACACUCAAAUUUUACUUUAAACAAUG
Messenger RNA from Trichechus manatus latirostris (Florida manatee), 1922 nucleotides. RefSeq names its product dynein axonemal intermediate chain 7 (gene DNAI7). Gene Ontology annotation, molecular function: beta-tubulin binding; microtubule binding. Bases 157 to 1773 code for a protein of 538 amino acids. The transcript has 13 exons. Lineage: Eukaryota; Metazoa; Chordata; Mammalia; Sirenia; Trichechidae. Gene Ontology annotation, cellular component: axoneme. The record is from RefSeq and is a predicted model, not a curated record.